Hydatigera taeniaeformis is the source of this 2346-nucleotide messenger RNA. Lineage: Eukaryota; Metazoa; Platyhelminthes; Cestoda; Cyclophyllidea; Taeniidae. The record is from the annotation of a GenBank genome assembly.
AUGGACCGAAAUUCUUCGAUGCCUCACAAAUCCAAUGGUGAAUUAUGGCAAGUCGAGAAGCUAAUGAAGAAUUCAAUGGUCAUUGCUGGUCCUGUUGGCAAGUGUUGCCACAGAAUGUUAACCAGUUGUAAUGUCAGGUACGCUGCUAACACGUUGUUGAGAGGUGGCGCAGCGGAUCCCGAUGCUGGUGCCCGCAUACCCACAUGCGUGUUCAGUCUUGCGAGUGCACUCACCCGAGGUGUCAGCGAGGCGCACAAUUGAACACGUGAUUACGCAAUGCCCGCAUACUUUCAGAUCACCUGUAGCCCCGAAUACCCUGAAAAGGUUCCCGAUGUGUCCCUCGACACGCCCAUAUUCCACCCCAACAUCGACCCGUCCAAUGGUUCAAUCCACCUGAGCCUUCUCAGCAAUUGGCAACACUCCUACAAUCUGGUGGAUCUGGUGACGGCGUUACUCGAUCUUAUUGUUCAUCCCAACUUUAACUUUCCGAUUAAGUCCUUCGAGAUGCCCGAUAAUCCCGCCCAAUUAGCCACCAUAACAGCCAGAGCUCUCGCUGGACUGCCAAUCGGUGAAAACUUCCACUUCCCUCCCAACUUCGCGUGGUGUGUGUGGGCUCGGGCCAACGGUUGCCUCCCCACGCAAGGAGAAGAGGAGGAGGAGGAGAAGGAGAAGGAAGAAGAAGAAGAAGAAGAAGCAGAAGAAGAGGAUAACCAAGAACUGGAACAAGAGGGAGAAAAAGAGGUUGUUGCUAAUGGAAGUGCUGACGGCUACGAUGAUGGUGAUGAUGAUGAUGAUGAUGAUAGCGGAACAGGGAAUAUGGCAAAUUCAAAUAAGAUGAAUGGUGAAGAAACUGAUGAUUAUACAGACAGUGCAGGAUCAGAAGAAGAGGAGUCCGUCAUGGAGGUGAUUGAUGCAUCAACUGGCACAAUGUCUGAUAGUGUCCCAUCCUUUGCCAAAAUUCGCUACUCAUUCGACACCGAAGAGGAGACUGUUGACCAGAGUCAGUAUGAAGAAUACAAGUACAAGUAUGGAACUGAAUGCCAUCGUGUCAUAAUUUGGCAUCCCACAGGAGGUAACGAAACAGACACUCACACCGUGUUCUACUUCAUUGAAAUUUUGGGUGGUGAACAUCAUCAGGCUGAAUUGGGCGAGAACUACAGAAGUCUCUUCAUGGGUAGCGUUCUACGCGAAUGGCAGACGCAUCCGGAAUCGCGACAAACGUCCAGUGCGUGUCCGUGGUGUGGGUUUUUCUGGAUGUCUGGGAGCUCCUAUUAUCCGCGCACCAGCUGCAGUUCUUCCUUGAACCUUGCAAAGUUAUUUGCACCAAAUCAGCCUGUCACUAAGACCACUGACAAUGAGAGAAACGCUAUGGUUGUUAAGGCCAGUCCACAUGAGGAGAGUUUUACAUGCUUUUUGGAUGAUGAAGACGGUAGUGAAAGCGGAGGCAUUGGACGCCUCUUCGAUUACCCAAAUUCAGACGACGGAAAGGCAUCCCAAAACCAGAGUAAACCGCCGUCUCCAUCUGUUUCGUCUCAAACAUAUGAGGAGGUGUUUGUGGCUCGCUCUCAAGUGAUGAACUGCUUUGAGUGUAGAGAGACUUAUUAUCAAGCAAAAAAUUACAUUAAUACUGAUUUGACUCCUCAGUGGAACUGGAUGUUUCGACAGACCCGGUGGCCCAUUCGACUUGCACCGCAGCAGACCGUCGCACUCUCAACGAAGGGCAUUCACAUUCCACCGUGGCGAAUCAGCUCAGGUCAAAUGAUCGCGGACAUCUGUCGCUUUUGUACGAGGAAUCAAAACACAGAGAAUCUCGUUUUGCUCGAUCCCAUGGCGUUGUCACCGCUCUCGCCCCUUCUUAAUCUGGUCCGCCACAGAAGGCUGCCGAAUCCCCAUCUCACUGGCAUUCUCUGGAUGACACCAAUCAACGCUCUCUCACCCUUUUAUCAGGUGCCCAUCCCUAUUAGGGAGGAGCAGGAGGAACUCGAGGAGGAUGAGAAUGGAAAAGAGGACCACGUCUACCCCUCACCCAUCUGUCUGCGCUUCUUAGCAAUCACCGCCUUUCUUACAAACUGGGUGGCAUGGCUGUCACGAAUGGAGAACUACGCGGCUCUUGGUAUGUCAAGAGUUUAUCCGAACGUCAUUAGUGCUCCAGUGGCAGCGCAUUUGCUACAGCCUCACAGCCUGGGCUGCGGACAGGCGCCUCUCGUCGACCUCUGGCCCAUGUGGCUAUUACGCCAACUUCUUACCCUCUCUCUGCAACUCCCCCAACUCCGAUUGCCCUUUUAUCAACAGAAUCACCACCGUCUGCGACAUCUGUUUCCCUUUUCCAACCUUGAUGAGAUUUAA